Messenger RNA from Hippocampus zosterae (dwarf seahorse), 735 nucleotides. Its product is annotated as SOSS complex subunit C-like. The coding region runs from base 409 to 630 and encodes 73 amino acids. The record is from RefSeq and is a predicted model, not a curated record. Gene Ontology annotation, cellular component: nucleoplasm; nucleus; SOSS complex. NCBI's taxonomy places the organism in Eukaryota, Metazoa, Chordata, Actinopteri, Syngnathiformes, Syngnathidae. Gene Ontology annotation, biological process: DNA repair. The transcript has 4 exons.
UUGAUGAAAAUGCUGACAUUGUGCGCUACGACCAAUUUUUUCGGGUUCAUCUGUUCACUAAUGCACCAACACACGACUAACUUCCCAAAACAGCGAGGCUUUUUUCACCGCACAUCAUCGGUGAUGUCAUUUUCAUAUAACGGAUCAUGCAUUAAUACGCGUUCGUAAAUUACUUCCUCGGACCAAAAUGUCCCAACGAUAAUGUGAUAGAACAUUAUGUUGUAGUUGUGUAAUUCGAGAUUUGUGAAAACGUUUCAGAAGUCUACACUUGCACCACAGAAAGUCACUGGAUUCAUUGCUUAUGGUUGUGAAAGCCGUAUCACGUAUUUGCAGGAGACAGAAACAAGCUUCCAGAACAAGGCCCGAGUACAAAUCCUGGCCGAGCUGGAGAAAGAAAGGGAGCGCUUAAUGCAGAAUCAGACUGUGAGCACUCCGGGAGCCAGCAUCCCAAUAGCCCGUCACAGCAUGAAAGACUUCCGGGAUAGCGCCGAGCAGCAGCACAUUGUUGCCCAGCAGAAAGCUGCCUUGCAGCACGCACACGCACACUCGUCAGGCUUCUUCAUCACUCAGGACUCGUCAUUCGGCAACCUCAUCCUCCCUGUGCUUCCUCGCCUGGAGCCUGAGUCGUGACCGUUGGCCACAACGCGUACACAUGUGAACCACGUCUCACUUCCAAGUUUCCUCUUUGGGUCUUUAUCCUGACACUGAUGUCUGGGAAGUUGGAAUCCGUUGCAG